Eutrema salsugineum is the source of this 3099-nucleotide messenger RNA. RefSeq lists its product as uncharacterized. The record is from RefSeq and is a predicted model, not a curated record. Gene Ontology annotation, molecular function: RNA-DNA hybrid ribonuclease activity; nucleic acid binding. Gene Ontology annotation, biological process: DNA integration. Bases 1 to 3099 code for a protein of 1032 amino acids. NCBI's taxonomy places the organism in Eukaryota, Viridiplantae, Streptophyta, Magnoliopsida, Brassicales, Brassicaceae. The transcript is spliced from 2 exons.
AUGCCCGGAAUCAAUCCCGACAUCACUUGCCACGAGCUAAACAUCCAUCCCACAUAUAAACCUAUCAAACAGAAGAGACGCAAGCUCGGACCCGAGAAGGCACGAGCAGUAAAUGAUGAGGUCGAAAAGUUACUCAAGGCCGGUUCGAUCACAGAGGUUCGAUACCCGGACUGGCUAGCAAACCCGGUAGUCGUGAAGAAAAAGAAUGGAAAGUGGAGGAUCUGCGUCGAUUUUACCGACUUGAACAAAGCUUGUCCCAAAGAUAGCUUCCCACUGCCACACAUUGAUCGGUUGGUAGAGGCAACUACAGGCAACGAACUGUUGUCUUUCAUGGAUGCCUUUUCGGGGUAUAACCAAAUCCUAAUGCAUCCGGAUGAUCGGGAAAAGACUUCGUUCAUUACAGAUCGAGGGAUCUACUGUUAUAAGGUCAUGCCGUUCGGCCUCAAGAACGCGGGAGCCACCUAUCAAAGACUCGUGAACCGCAUGUUCGCCAGUCAGCUCGGAAAAACGAUGGAAGUAUACAUCGACGACAUGCUGGUUAAAUCCCUGCACGCUAAGGACCAUAUAUCACACCUAUCGACGUGUUUCGACAUUCUGAACGAGUACGGGAUGAAACUCAACCCCGCCAAGUGCACCUUCGGCGUGACAGCAGGCGAAUUCCUGGGUUACAUCGUCACCGAGCGCGGCAUCGAGGCUAACCCGAAGCAGAUAUCCGCAGUUCUAGACCUACCUUCUCCGACUUCAAAAAGGGAAGUGCAAAAACUCACAGGCCGAAUCGCCGCCCUGAACAGAUUUAUCUCCAGGUCGACGGAUAAAUGCCUGCCUUUCUACCAGUUGUUACGAGCUAAGCCCAAGCACGGCGAGACGCUCUUCUUAUACAUCGCUAUCUCGACAUCGGUAGUUAGCAGUGUUCUAGUUCGCGAGGAUAGGGGAGAACAGCGUCCAAUAUUCUAUGUCAGCAAAUCGCUAAGUGACGCCGAGGCCAGGUAUCCGGCCUUAGAAAAAUUGGCACUUGCAAUGGUAGUUUCUGCUCAGAAACUUCGGCCAUAUUUCCAGACUCAUUCAAUUACGGUCUUGACCGACCAGCCACUCCGAACCAUACUACAUAGUCCAAGCCAAUCAGGUCGCCUCGCGAAGUGGGCCGUCGAACUAAGUGAAUACGACAUAGAGUACAAGAAUCGAACCAGCGCGAAAUCCCAGGUACUCGCCGAUUUUCUGAUCGAACUUCCCAAAGAGUUCGUCGUCGAACAGCCGCCUCGCGAACUAUGGAUUCUGCACGUCGACGAAUCGUCAUCUCACUGGGGAUCAGGAGUCGGAAUCCGCCUCAAGUCCCCUAACGGCGAGAUCCUCGAACAGUCGUUCCGCCUCGAGUUCCCAGCAUCUAACAACGAAUCUGAGUACGGCGUACGAUUGGCUGUCGAGCUCGGCGUACGACAUCUUCACUCUUUCUGCGAUUCGCAGCUCGUCGCAAGCCAGUUAAGUGGAGAAUACACGACCAAGAACGAACGAAUGGACGCAUAUCUAACAGCGACUAAGGUACUCAUCGCUAAGUUUGAGACGUUCGAACUCACGAAAAUCUCUCGCGGCGAGAUCUCGUCCGCCGACGCGUUAGCCGCCCUGACAUCCAGUUCUGACCCGCAUAUGAAGAGAAGGAUCCCAGUCGAAAGUAUCUCAGAACCAAGUAUCCAAACCGCACUGAAAUGUAAUGUUGCUACUCGCCGACGGAACUGUGACGAAAAUCCGACCUCGGCAAGUACGCAAAACAGGAAGUCGACCCGGACGAACAAGAAUGCCGAGCAGGAACUUAAAGAAAACGCCGAGCACAAUCCAGAAGACCUAGCCGCCGAUCACGACUUCGAGCACAUAACCGAAGGACUCCACAGUCCGUCAACCAGCGAAAGCCAGGAAAGCGAGUCCGCCGAAGAUUGGACAGCCGAACUGCGAGAGUACCUCCUCAACGGCAAAGUCCCCGAAGACAAAUGGGCUGCUCGCUGUCUGAAAGUCUGGGCUGCCCAUUACACAAUGCAUAAAGAUAAGCUGUUCCGUUGGAGUGCAUCCGGAGUACUCCUGACCUGCGUUUCCGGGAAUGAAACAAUCGAAAUCAUGCGAGAAAUCCAUGAAGGGUCUGGCGGCAACCAUUCCCGAGGUCGAUCUCUCGCUCUAAAAAUAAAAAAAACUAGCUAUUUCUGGCCGACGAUGAACGCGGACUGCGAGAAGUUUGUCAGGAAGUGCGAUAAGUGCCAGCGCCAUGGCCCAAUGAUUAACGUGCCGACCGAGCUGCUGCAAACCAGUACGGCCCCUUACCCAUUUAUGCGGUGGGCUAUGGACAUCGUUGACCCUUUAUGCCGAUCAACAAAUCAAAAGCAGUAUGUCUUGAUUAUGACUGACUACUUCACCAAAUGGGUCGAGGCCGAAGCAUACUCGGAGAUUACCGCACUAGACGGAGUUCAAUUUAUUGCAGGGACGUUCAAUGAGUGGUGCGCAAAGUUCAAAAUCCGCCUUAGUUUCUCUACCCCGCGAUAUCCGCAAGGCAAUGGCCAAGCCGAGGCAACCAAUAAGACAAUCCUGGACGGCAUAAAGAAACGUCUCGAUGCUAAGAAAGGUACCUGGGCAGACGAGCUCGACGGAGUCUUAUGGUCGCACCGAACUACUCCAAGACGAUCGACCGGACAGUCACCUUUUUACCUAGCGUACGGACUCAAAGCCCUCUGCCCGGCAGAAGUGAGUAUUCCAACCCUAGGGUACUCAGUGCUCCCCGAGGAUCCCGACUUCAACGACCAGAUGAUGCUCAACAACCUCGAUAACUUGGAAGAGCAACGCUGUUUAGCUCUCCUCCGAAUUCAGAACUAUCAAAACCUCGCUGCUCGGUACUACAACAAAAAAAUCCGAGGUCGGCACUUCGAUGAAGGCGACCUCGUCUUACGCAAAGUGUUCCAGAACACUGAGGAGCUGAAUGCAGGAAAACUGGGAACGAACUGGGAAGGUCCAUAUCAGAUAAUGAGAAUCGUCAAGCCUAGGGUUUACGAACUCAUGCAGCUCGACGGAACGCCGAUCCCGCGAUCCUGGAACUCAGCCAAUCUCAAGCGAUACUAUUACUAA